AUGAAUCUCGUCGCCAUUCAAGUUUUCUGUCUCUGUUCUCUCACGGUGUUUGUCAGCUCGACAACUAUCAAUCCCCUAAAAGGAACUGGCCACCCAAACGUUUCCAUCGUCGGUGGAUCCCCAGCGCGUGCCGGCGAAUUUCCUUAUUUGGCCCGUUUAAAUGUAAAAAAUUCUGCAGGAGAGCCCAGUCUAUGCGGUGGAACCUUAAUCGGACUUCGCCACGUUUUGACAGCAGCCCACUGCUACGCUCCCAAUGGAACGACAUUGUACUUGAACACAUUGUCGACCAAUGGCGGUGGACCUGGAUCUCUCACUCGAUCUGUGAAAAAAUUCAUCAAAUAUGAAAAAUAUUCCAUAAAAAACAGAACAUUUGAUAUCGCCAUUCUUCUCUUAAACGCAUCAGUUACGACUAUCCCUUUGGUUAAACUACCGUCAAAGUCAAAUAUUCAUCUCUCUUACGUUAAUAGGUCGGCCGUCGUUGCUGGAUGGGGGGCCACAGAAAAUUUGGGACCCCUUUCGCCGAUACUACUUAAAACUACCGUCAAAAUUUAUGACAAUAAGAAUUGUUCCUAUUAUUAUAAUAGAGGAAGGGCCGUGUUCGUCGGUUCUAUAAUGUUGUGUGCCCUCGACAUUAAUAAAGACGCCUGCCAAGUUAGUCAUAUAAUGCAGUAA
This is a messenger RNA of Daphnia pulex (common water flea), 672 nucleotides long. RefSeq names its product plasma kallikrein-like. Gene Ontology annotation, biological process: proteolysis. NCBI's taxonomy places the organism in Eukaryota, Metazoa, Arthropoda, Branchiopoda, Diplostraca, Daphniidae. The record is from RefSeq and is a predicted model, not a curated record. The transcript has 7 exons. Bases 1 to 672 code for a protein of 223 amino acids. Gene Ontology annotation, molecular function: serine-type endopeptidase activity.